GCGGUGGUUCUUCUGCCAUGGCGAUCAUGGCCGUUGCCGCUCUCUUUCACGCCCGCUUCCCUCUUCUCCUCCGUCGCAGUAUCCCGUUACUGUCGGCUCCUACUUCUGUUAUUUACAAUCACAGAACUCUUCUAUCCGAUGGACUCAGUACUCGAUUAUGCUCGAUUCUCCGUUAUUCAUCGUCUGACGGCGUCAACGGCGGAAGUAGCGGUGGCGAUUUCGGUAACGAUAACGAUUCCGUUAGUGUUGUUUCGGAUGUUCAGAGUCCUAAUUACUUAAAAUUCACCGAUGAAGAAUUGAUGAAGCAAUGUAGAUUAGAGACAUUUAGAGUUUCAGGACCUGGAGGACAACACCGGAACAAGCGUGACUCCGCCGUGCGUCUGAAACAUCUCCCCACCGGAAUCGUAGCUCAAGCCGUCGAAGAUCGUUCACAGCACAAGAACCGUGCUUCUGCUCUAAACCGUCUUCGUACGCUCCUCGCCAUUAAAGUGAGAAACAAAGUGGACAUUGAAGCUUAUGCUCCUCCUCCAGAGCUUCUUCAGAUUCUACCUCCUAAGUCUACCAUUAGAACUUCUUCUGGUUCACAGAUUGGUCCCAACAAUCCUAAAUUUGUACCUGGAAUGCAAGCUUUGCUUGAUGUUAUUUCUGCUUCUGACGGUUCUAUCGCUGAUUCUGCCAAAUUGCUGGGUUUGAGCACUGGUGGCUUAUCUCGUUUGAUACUCUCCCAUGAUGGUCUUCGUAUGGCUGUCAAUAGCAUGAGAGCAGCCAAGGGAAUAAAGCCUCUCAAAUAGUUGGGAUGUAUCGGCAUUUGAAAGAUGACGUUCGGGCCUUCGACAAGUUGUAUGUGGAUUGCAGCACAGUGAUUACCAUUUUAUGCACCAUAUUUUGUAUACAAAAAAAAAGGUGAAAUGUUGAGUUCAGUUUAACAUUUGUUCUUCUAACAUCAUAAAAAUAGUCACGUAUUUGAGAUGAUAUACUAUAGGUUGUUCAAAUGGUUACUGUUGUGAUUGUUGUUGGAAGCUAAUACAGUUGGAAACAUGGUGGAUUAUAUUAAUUAUUCUUUCUGCUUUUGUUCUUGUUUUCUCUUCAUUUAAGGAAUUAAAUUUCGCUGGUAGAGUACGUGGAAGUGGCAAUCUGUCAAUAAAAUGAAGAAGAA
Molecule: messenger RNA, 1156 nt
Organism: Arabidopsis thaliana (thale cress)
Lineage: Eukaryota; Viridiplantae; Streptophyta; Magnoliopsida; Brassicales; Brassicaceae
Product: Class I peptide chain release factor
Exons: 6
Coding region: 18-791 (257 amino acids)
Biological process (GO): translational termination
Molecular function (GO): translation release factor activity
Source: RefSeq, marked reviewed